Molecule: messenger RNA, 534 nt
Organism: Humulus lupulus (European hop)
Lineage: Eukaryota; Viridiplantae; Streptophyta; Magnoliopsida; Rosales; Cannabaceae
Exons: 1
Coding region: 1-534 (177 amino acids)
Source: RefSeq, a predicted model, not a curated record
AUGAAAGACCCUAGCAGCUUCACAAUCCUUUGUACUAUUGGGGGUUUGUCAUUCAACAAAGAUCUUUGUGAUCUAGGAGCUAGUAUCAACCUCAUGCCCCUUUCAGUUUUCAAGAAAUUGGGAGUAGGAGAAGUGAAGCCGAUGACCAUUACUCUUCAGUUAGCGGACUGUUCCCUUACUUAUCCUAGAGGAAUAAUUGAAGAUGUAUUGGUGAAGGUACAUAAAUUCAUACUUCCAGCUGAUUUUGUUGUUUUGGAUAUGGAAGAAGACCAGGAAAUCCCUAUUAUUAUUGGUUUCCCUUUCUUGGCUACGGGGUGUGCACUUAUUGAUGUUCAAGGGGGCCAUCUUACACUCAGAGAUAAAAAUGAAGAAGUGAAGUUCAAUAUUUAUCAAGCAUUAAAACUGUCAGAUAGCACAAGCACAUGUCACAGGGUAGAAGCAAUUGAAGUGUUAGUGAAAGAUACUAUAAGAAGAGAGUUGAACUUGGAUCCUCUUCAAUAUAGUCUUAUUGCUAGUGCCACACGCUCUGAAUAA